AGAAGGAAGAGGAGAAAGAGACGCCACAAUGGGAACGACCGCAAUGACAACGCAUUAGAAGAAGAGAACCUUGAAAGAAGGAGAAUAGAGAAGGCGAAGUAGACGAAGAAGAACGCAGAAACGGAGAAACCCUAAUCGCCAUGGACAUGAUCAGCGACUUGCCGGAUUGCAUACUGUUACACAUCCUCUCCUUCCUCCCUACCAAAACCGCCUUCCUCACCACCGUCCUCUCUCGCCGCUGGACCCACCUCUGCCACCACCUCCAACACCUCCACUUCAAAGGCAUAACAAUCCCUUCGCCGCCUCCAUCGUGGUGCCGUUAUCACUUGCCGUCACUCAAGACACUGCAAUUGUAUAAUGUCGACACCUCUGUUGGUAACUUGGAGGAGCUUCUCUCUCACUGCACUGCUCUUGAGACUCUUGUUCUUGACUCAGUCUGUCGAUUCCAGGAGGAGGGCCAAUUGAGUAUUUGUUUUCCUUCUUUGAAGAGUUUGCACUUCAAAUCUUAUUGGGGUUACACUGUUAGAUUACUUCUUGUUAUAGACACACCAUCUCUUAAACGUCUUUAUAUCCAAGCUUUGUCAGGGUUUCGCGAGAUCCGUGUUCGCAACUUGCACAAUGUGGAGGAAGCCAGUAUCGACAUUUAUAAGCAAUCAUCUGUGCUCGAGUUUCUUGUGGAGCUUUGCAGGAUAAGGAUUUUGGAGCUGGGCUUAUCAGUGUUUGAUUGUUUGCCUGAGGCUCCUCCACAUCGUAUUCCGGAGUUGACCUGUUUACAGAGGCUAGAGCUUACUGUUAGGUGUUUCGACACAAGAUACAUAAUGGAUAUGCUUCAGAAAUGUCCCAUGCUUAAACUUCUUGCUAUUGUUUUUAAUAGACAAUAUGUAAUAUCGGUAUUUCAUGUUCUCAUGUUCAAGCUAUGAUUUAUGUAACUUGGUUGUUUUGCUGGCAAUUCUUUUUAAGUGUGU
Molecule: messenger RNA, 965 nt
Organism: Arachis ipaensis
Lineage: Eukaryota; Viridiplantae; Streptophyta; Magnoliopsida; Fabales; Fabaceae
Source: RefSeq, a predicted model, not a curated record